CUGUCGCGACCGCGUGCCGUGCGCGGAUAUCGUGGAACGCGGCUCUCGGUGCGCCCGGCGGUAGCCCACGGUGUGGUGCGCGUUGGUAGUACCGGAUACAGUAGCCACUGACAGUAACCAUCGAAAUUUCGAGCGGUGACCGGCAACACCGAGGACCGGCCUGAUGACACUCGCGACCAGCGUCGGCUGACAUCCACGCGACCGAUCUCGCGACCAGCGGAUAGGACACCAUUCCCUGGUGGGGGGCGUCUUAGGGGUCUUAAGUGCGCCGAGGCCAGUCAGGAUGGAUAAAGACGUUCGACGGAAGUGCGGGAAAGUGCGACGUGCUCUGUUCCACCUGCUGCUGAUAGUGGGGGGUGCGACAGGCCUGAAGGAUGUGACAAUCCAUGUGCCGGCGAUGGUGCGGUCCGGCGACACAGUGAAGUUGUCCUGCCAUUACGACCUCGAGGGGUCACUCCUUUACACGAUACAAUGGUUCCUCGAGGAGAUCGAGUUCUACCGAUACGCCUUCGGUCUGAAUCCGCCGUACCUCGCCUUCGACAAGACCGGCAUACACGUGAACGUCUCCGAGUCGAACAUGAACGACGUAACCCUCGUCGAUGUGUCCAGGAACCUGACGGGGACGUACAAGUGCGAGGUGUCGGCCGGAAGUCCCAACUACCACACAGGAAUCAAAAGGUCCAGAAUGGAGGUCGUCGACGCUCCAAAAACGGACCCGAUGAUCGACAUCGAGAAGGAGCGCAUAGCGGUGGGCGAGAUAUUCCGAGCGAAUUGCACCACCGGCAGCUCCAGGCCCGCCUCCACGAUUACUUGGAAGCUGAAUGGAGAAAUCAUCACGAACGACAGCAUGCAGUACAGGUCCAGGCACUUGGAGAUCCCCCAAGACGAUGACGACUCGAUGGUGUCGAAGUCGACUAUAGAAUUUAAGGUGACGAGCGACAUGUUCAGAAACGGUCGGCUGUGCUUGCGUUGCACCGCCGCCAUCGCGGACAUCUACCAGGAGUCGACUGAUACCGAAAUCAACGAAGACGCACCCCGUAUAGCGUCUAUUACUGGAGAAUCUCCGCCACGGGGACACCGUAGCAACAGCUCGGCCGGACGAAGCUCAGCCUGGACUACAGCGACGACGAUGAUUCUAGCGUUGAUUGCGACCCUCGUGUUCCUGCUGUCGACCUCGAUGACGAUGUUCGCGGCGACGGUCAGCACGACCGAGGCUCGCCCCGCCGCCGCCGCCGCCAGCAGCAGGUAGCUGGUGGGCGUCAACGAGGAAACCCCUGCCACUGUCUGACCCGAUUACAUCGUCCAUGUAAAACCUAGUAGUCUAGGGCUUCCAGUUAUGUAUGUUACUAUGUAUGGAGUAGAUAGUCGAAUAACAAUGAUUUUUAUUCGAGUGGGCCUGGCCGAACGAAAAGGGAAACGGGAAAGAAGAAAACGGAGUGGGAGCUAGAACUCGGCGAGCAACGGCUGAAUCAGUCGUCGGGCCGGUGUGACGCGAGACAACGCACGUAUUCAUUUUUCGAGCGUGUUUAUCCUUUUUCACGUGAGCAGAUUGCUGACCGAGGUGAACGGGCGAUUGAUCGAUGAUCGCGUGCACCGUCGUUGAUCCGAUUUUCCGGGGCUACUAGGUGAACACGCGGGAAAGGAACGCAUGGAGAGGGUUGAAACGCGUCGUGCAUCGAAACAGCGCGUUGAAAAAGUUCGGCUUCUUCGGCCACGAGGUCCGGAGAAGCCGGAGAACGUCAAACGGUUUGUAAAGCGAAUUUCCAAUUGUAACCUAUCGUACGCAAUAUAACAGUCCCCACAGACACACACACACACACACACGAAACGCGAUACGCUUGCUCGAUUCGAUUCCGUUUCGUUUCGAUUGCUUUCCGUUCUGUGAUUCGUUAGUGACUAACCCUUUGAUCCCCAGCCCACCCUUCAGCCCCAGUGUUCACCGAGCGUCGUGGAUAGAUAAUACGAUUACUACAGGGGUAAUUAAUAUUAAAACUGAUAUGGUUAAACGUUAGCGCAGCGACGGGCGGCGUUUCUGCUCAAUAUCCGCUCCUUUUAAGACGUCUCGGCGUGGAGACGAACGCGACACCAUAGGUACCGAUUUGUAAUCUGUACAAAUUGUAAUAAAUUACCAUUCGAAGUACGUUCGAUCACCGGUCGUUUACGACUCGUUCAUUCUGACCCAUCCUUGGUGAAUGAAUGGUUUGUUUAGGAUAUAAGGUGGCACGUGGGUAUGUGUGUGGUAAAGGGGGCGAAUCGAAUGGCAGGAACAUUGUUUAAAAAUAUAUUGUUACGACAGUAUCUAAUAGGCGACACGGUUAAACACAUUAUCAGUUAAUGACGGAUUGUGAUGUUCGUGUGUUACAGGUGAGCUGCGUGUCCAGGUGUUGACUGGUUUGGAUGAAUCUGUUCUGGAUGAAAGUAUGUACGUGUUGCUUGAAUGUUUGAAAUUUUGGGUGUCCGUUGGUGUCGGUGUGUUAGUGGUGGUGGUGGUGCGAAUGGAGAGGGAACUCUCUGAUACAAUUUUGAAUAUUAACUGCUUAGCAAUAAGUUAUAUCUUGAUUAUACUAAUGAAUUAUUAUUACUAUAGUAUGCUUAGAAAUAAAUUAAUGUAAAUAUAAUAUAUAUCAUGGAACAAUCAUUGGGAAUGCACACUAAGCAUUCAUUAAGAAACUAGUGCAUACGAACGUUCAC
Nomia melanderi (Alkali bee) is the source of this 2691-nucleotide messenger RNA. RefSeq lists its product as uncharacterized. NCBI's taxonomy places the organism in Eukaryota, Metazoa, Arthropoda, Insecta, Hymenoptera, Halictidae. The record is from RefSeq and is a predicted model, not a curated record.